Molecule: messenger RNA, 2941 nt
Organism: Apis florea (little honeybee)
Lineage: Eukaryota; Metazoa; Arthropoda; Insecta; Hymenoptera; Apidae
Source: RefSeq, a predicted model, not a curated record
ACUUUUCGUGUCACCAUCGGCAGGUCAUCGGUUGGACGCGCACCGAGACGUCCUGUCAAUUUUGUGUAAUCAGAAAACAGCUGAUCAAAGUUAUUCGAAUGUGAAUAAUGAAAACUUAGAGAAUUACGAAUUUCGUGGAAUUUCAAAAAUUGAAUGAAGGAUUUCCCUUGUAAAUAUUUUUUUUGUCCGUCUUCUAAUACGUCUUUAAAGAAUUCCACGCAGAUACAAAUCGAUGUUUGCACCGCAAAGAGCGUCGUAAGGAGGGGCUACAUUAAAUGUCCACAUUAAUUAUCAGUACAAAUCAUACAAUUUUUAUAAAUACAAAAUGUUAACAUUAGAAGAUCCAGAAUGUAAAGAUUUUUCAAAAAAUGCAAUGGAAGAUGAAGAAACUAAUGAAACAAGAAAUGAUGGUGAAAGUUAUGAAAGAGAUAGUUAUUUAGUAAAUGGAGAAAUAUUAAGAACAGCACUUCUCUCUGCAGAUGAUGAUGAUAUUGAAUCUCAGGAAGAUGAUGUAUCCUCUGAACUCUUGUCAAUUGAAAAUGAUUCUGAAGUUACUAGUGAAAGUACUAUUAGUGAUUGGGAUGAUUUAAGAGCUGACUCACCUUUAUCAUAUGUUACUUCUGUACCUAAUAAUAAAGAGUUUAUAAUAAUAACACAAUUAGAAUCAGACAAUGCAUUAAUGACAAAAAAAUUAAAUAACGAAUGCUCUUUGAAUAACAAGAAAUCUAAAGUUCGACAUAGUUCAAAACGACGUAAUAAAAUGCUAUUACUAAGAAAACUUAUACCCAAACAUGAACCAAUAGUUGAAAUAAAAGAGGAAGAACAUUCAAUCAUUUCUACUGAUAUAGAUGAACGUGUGCCAACCAUGGAAGAAAUAGAUUAUGAAGAGUCUUCUAUGGAUCAAAAUAUUUUAGAUUCCAAAGAUCAUACUGACUGGCUACAAACCUUAAGACCUUUGCCAUUAUAUUAUACAGAAAGAGGUAAACCUUAUCUGAAAUGUCCAGCAUGUGGUGCACUGUUUUUUACUCCAAAUUCAUUCCAAAAACAUUUAUAUUCUCAUAUGUAUAAGGAAGAUGAUACUUUUAUAUGUUCCUUUUGUAAUUAUACAAAUACUGAGCCUGGUAUGUUAUUCACUCAUUUAUCUAAACAUCAAGACCAAUGUGAAUUUUGUAAUGAAAAUUUAAUGCGUAAGAAUAAUUUUGAAAAACACUGGGAUAUAAGAACAUCAAACUUUAGUAUGAAAAGAGAUCGUCGCGGAAGAUUCGUGUGUACUCUCUGCAAACUAGUAUUUGAUUUAUUACCACAAUUAGAAAAACAUUGGUUUAAACAUGCAUGUAGAAGGGAAAGAAAUUAUCAGUGUAAGGAAUGUAGUGGAUUAUAUGAAAGCAUAGAAACACUAAAUAAUCAUAAAUGCAUGAAGUGUCCUGUUUGUGGUAAAAUUUAUGAUAGUUUACAUCGAUUAAAAGCACAUACUAUAUGGACAAAGCAUAAUUUAAAGUGUCCAAUUUGUUCUUACGAAUUUAUUCUUGCUAUGGACCAUGAAAAACAUUUAGCAUUACAUAGACAAACAUAUAGUUCUAUGAAAGAUUAUGAAUAUUGCUUACAAGCAGCAGAUGGCAAGACAUUCCAGUGCAAUCUUUGUGACAAAUUAUUUUAUGCCUUACCUUCUUUAGUUUUACAUCUUCAGGAAGAUCAUAAUGUUGAAAAUGUUAAAAAGGAAGUAUUAAAGGAUGGUUGUAAUGGAGAACAAAAGGAAGAAUCCAUUAGUGAUAUAAUACUCAGUGAAUUAAAAAAUAAAUCUGCAAAUUAUACUAAUGGAAACAAUAAUGUAACCUUAGCAAACAAUAAAAUUAAUUUGCAAAACGCGCUAUGAAUAUAAGGUAACAUUGUAAUUUUACGGGAAUAAAAAUAAACCAUAAAAGCUGUCGCUAAAAAUUACUCGUAAUAAUGAAACUCGUGCCGUUGCUAUAAAUCACUCUGUAGCAUAUAUUAAACACAAUUAAAUAUGACUGGCAAUAAAUAACUUAUAAAUUAGAUAGAUAAGUACAUUCGAUCAUAUCUGAUCAAAAAGUUCUAAAAUAAACUGUAUUCCAGUUUUACCUCUCUCUUUAAGAACAAAUAUAUAUCUGUAUAUUUUUUUAGCAAUCAUGUAAAAUACAAAAUCAUCUCUUUCACCUGUUCAAAAUACAAAUAUCGUCGUAAAAUAAAUAAAAUUAUUUUAACAAAUAUUAUAAUUAAGAACUUCGUAUGUAAUUCCUAAAUAAUAGAACUUUUUUGAUCAGAUAAUAAAGGUAAUUUUUUAGCAGUUUAUUAAAAUAAUAUAAUCACGUCAUAAAUUUUCUGUGUUUUAUAUUAGAGGAAAAUGUAAUAUUAAGUUAUCGUGACAUUUAUAUUUGGCUGUAUCAUGUCUGCCCCAAUAUAUUGAAAAAAGCAAUACACAGAGCUAUCAGUCCUGCUGUAGCCAUUUCUAAUUAAUUAAUGAUUAUUCUAUUUUAUUAUCUUUUGUUAUACGCAUGAUUGAAUUGAUUUAUAUAAUUUUAUUUAAAUACAUUGAUAUAUUUUUCUCAUAUACGUGUAUAUUUUUCUCAUAUAUAGUUACCAUUCACAUAAGCAUCUGCUUUUAAUUCUUUUUAAAUAUAAUCGCAUAAAAUUUCGGGGGUAAACAUGAUACAAUGCAACAUUUUAUGGCUGAGAAGUAUCUGGAACUCGCUGUUUGUCUUAUUUUUAUGCAUAUUGUUAAAAUUCGAUACAAUUAUCGAUAAAUUUUACGGCAUAUUAAUCGUUUAUAAGUCUGAUUUUUGUAGGCCUGUGUAAUAUCGCACAAUAGCUUACAUAAAGAAUUAGAUCUCUUAACUAUCUCAUUUGAAAAAUAAAUAUUCAUGAAUAGUAACAUUUUGUUUGUACAUGUUAUUUUUCUAUUUUUUUUUUUUUAUUCAAAGCU